Molecule: messenger RNA, 456 nt
Organism: Hirsutella rhossiliensis
Lineage: Eukaryota; Fungi; Ascomycota; Sordariomycetes; Hypocreales; Ophiocordycipitaceae
Product: tyrosinase
Exons: 2
Coding region: 1-456 (151 amino acids)
Molecular function (GO): oxidoreductase activity
Source: RefSeq, a predicted model, not a curated record
AUGACUGUCACCCUCGGACCAGUCACGACAUCGAGCAACCUGGCCAACAACACGUACGGAAACCAAUACAACCCCCGAUGUUUGAAACGGGACUUUCACCAAUCAUUCAGCACUGCCAAUCUGACAUAUACGACCAUAGCCGAUCUAUGGGUGGCCCACCCGGCCUCGCAUGGCUAUGUUGGAGGGGAUGAGCAAGAUCUGUACACAUCACCGAAUGAUCCUCUAUUCUACCUCAUCCACAGUCAGAUUGAUCGCCUGUGGGCCGUCUGGCAAGGUCAGGAUUAUGCAUCCCGGGAAUUCGCACUAGACGGGACCGUCACGAUCAAUAACAUGCCUCCUUCGGAGGACGCUACCCUGUCAAUGAUAAUGCACCUGGAUAUUGCGGCUGGAAAUGACAUGCCUGUGUCAGACGCAAUGACAGCUAUUGGAAACGACUAUUGCUAUAUAUACGCCUAG